Sclerotinia sclerotiorum 1980 UF-70 is the source of this 636-nucleotide messenger RNA. RefSeq lists its product as hypothetical. NCBI's taxonomy places the organism in Eukaryota, Fungi, Ascomycota, Leotiomycetes, Helotiales, Sclerotiniaceae. The transcript has a single exon. Gene Ontology annotation, cellular component: nucleus. The record is from RefSeq and is a predicted model, not a curated record. Bases 1 to 636 code for a protein of 211 amino acids. Gene Ontology annotation, molecular function: DNA binding.
AUGGAUGGUUUAACUCCACAUACAGAAACUCGAGCGAAUUGCCAUAAGAUUACACAAUUGGAAGAGAAAGUAAUUGUUGAAUACAUACUUGAUAUGGAUCGAAGAGGAUUUCCACCUAAAAUCAAGGGUGUAGAAGAUAUAGCGAAUUAUAUUCUUGAAUCAAGAAAUGCGAAGAAAGUUGGAAAGCUCUGGGCUCAUCGAUUCGUAAAGCGUCAUACAGAAUUAAAGACAUGUUUUAGUCGUGUUUAUGAUUUUCAAAGAGCUCUCUAUGAAGACUUUAAGCUUCUUGAGGAGUGGUUUCGAUUGGUAUCGAAUAUACGAGCAAAAUAUGGUAUUCUGGAUUGCGAUUUCUAUAAUUUCGACAAAACAGACUUUAUGAUGGGGAUUAUGAGUGCUGCAAUGGUUGUAACUGAUGCUGAACGACGAGGCAGAGGUAAAGCAGUACAACCAGGCAAUCGAGAAUGGGCUACAGCAAUUAUAUAUGGUAAUAGGGAGGGUGAAACUAUACCUCUAUUUCUGGUAGUUCAAGGACAAAUCCAUCUUUCCAAUUGGUACACCGAAACCGAUUUUCCUACGGAUUGGGCUAUCAAACCUACUUCCAAUGGAUGGACGAAUAAUGAGACAGGAUUAGAAUGA